CUUAAUUUCAUUCCCAGUACUUCAGUUAACCAAAACCCACCUAGAUCAGCUCGUUCUUUUCUCAAUUCAAUUCAGGAUCAGAUAUGGGUAUCCAUUUACCUUCCGUGAUUCUUCAUGCCAAGCAAGUUCUCAAACUGCAGUCUAGGAACCAGACAGAUGUGCCAAAAGGCCACAUUGCAGUUUACGUUGGAGAAAUCAACAAGACAAGAUUUGUCGUUCCCAUAUCAUACUUGAACCACCCUUCUUUUCUAGAUUUGCUCAACACGGCAGAGGAAGAGUUUGGCUUCAAUCACCCUAUGGGCGGUCUUACAAUUCCGUGUGACGAAGAUGUCUUCAUUGAUCUCACUUCUCGGUUGCAAGCCUGCUGAAAAAUGAACAAAAAAAUGCUCUCGCCAGAAUUUUGAUGAUUUUUUUAGUUAAAUGAUUUUAUUCCAUUGAAGAAUAUAAGAAAUGUAAAUGUAGAUAAUUUUUGACAAUUGACAUGACAGUGAGUGGGGAGAUAGAUUAUAUAUGCUCUCUCCUACCAAGAUGUUAUCAACUGAUAAUGAAAUUCUUUGUUUUUGAA
This is a messenger RNA of Durio zibethinus, 565 nucleotides long. Its product is annotated as auxin-responsive protein SAUR24-like. Lineage: Eukaryota; Viridiplantae; Streptophyta; Magnoliopsida; Malvales; Malvaceae. The record is from RefSeq and is a predicted model, not a curated record. Gene Ontology annotation, biological process: response to auxin.